AUAUGAAGGAGAAGCUAUUCAGUAUGAUGUAAACUCGAUGUAUAUAUUUGAAAUGUUAAAGAAAGAGGUGUCAUGGCCAAUUGCAUCAGGAAUUUAUACGCAUUAUGAUUUAGAAUGUGUCAAAAGAAAUGGUUUAAAAAUAUAUUUAAUAAAUGAAACACCAAAUGCACUUAUAUAUGAAAAAAAUACACGUAUUACAGGAAGUGAUAUGUUUGGAAAAUGGGAUAAUAUACUAUAUAACAUUAAGAAAGAAGGUGGAACAGCAGGAAAAGUAACUCAUUCAAGAAUCAAACCAUUUCUAUUGGCAUCAGUCAGAAAAAGAAUAUCAGAAAUUGUGGGACCAUUAGGUAAUCAAGUAAAGCGUAUUCAUACGGAUGGAUUUAUACUAACAGGACAAGUAAAUCUCAAAACAGAUAUAGAAAUGGACAAGUUAAAACUUGAGAAGAGAGGAGUUUGUAUGAUAAAAAAUUGUAUAUCAAUUACUCGGAAACCUUUAUAUCCUGAAAUUUCAAAUUUGAUUACAAAUAGUUUAUCAGAUUUUAGAAAAAAACGACAAGAUAAAGAGCAAAAUACUGAGAUAACUAUAAAAAGGAAAUCACUAAAAAGAUAUGAUCUAAAUCUUCCAAAUGAAAUUAUAAUAAAAAUAUUUUAA
Molecule: messenger RNA, 652 nt
Organism: Diversispora eburnea
Lineage: Eukaryota; Fungi; Glomeromycota; Glomeromycetes; Diversisporales; Diversisporaceae
Source: the annotation of a GenBank genome assembly